Molecule: messenger RNA, 2152 nt
Organism: Caenorhabditis angaria
Lineage: Eukaryota; Metazoa; Nematoda; Chromadorea; Rhabditida; Rhabditidae
Source: the annotation of a GenBank genome assembly
AUGAAUGAAACUAGAAAAUAUAUGUUUUUGGGAGCUGCCGCCAUUAUUUUUCUAUUGAUUUCUAUUUUCACUAUUCGGAAUUUAUUUUAUGCUGGAGAUUUUGCAGAAAAUGAAAAAUUGAAUUUGAAAUCGGAAAAUACGAAUUCAGAAAUUUUAAGCCCAAGCACAGGUACUUAGGCUAACCUUAAAGCAUUUUUUAAAAAUUUCCAGAUUCAGGUCCUGAGAGGAAAUUAAAAAUGGUGCAAAUGAUUUGGCGACACGGUGAUCGAGCACCAGCAGGACUACCGUAUCCAAAUGAUAAAAAUGAUGAGAAAAUGUGGCCGAGAGGUUGGACUCAGUUGACUAAUGUGAGCAAUGUUUUUUGGAAAUAUUUUUGGGAUCUUUGUGGAUGACAAUUCUACUGAAGAUUUAUUUCAGAAUGCAAAAUUUGAUAAUUUUUUGAAACAGUUAAAUAAUUUUGUGAGAGCAAAAAAUUAGCGAAAAGUUUUCUGUUAAAAAUUUUUGAAACAGUAAAUUUUUUGAAUAAAAAAAUUUACAGUUUCAAAACUAUGAGAAAUGACUAAAUUACUUUUCAGAGGAAAAAACGGAGUCAAAUUUUCACUGUUUCAAAAAUAUUGCUUAAUUUUUGAGAUAAUAUUCAAAUUUGAUUCGAAAAUUAUUUUCUACAAGAACUAAACUUGAAAAAUCAAAAUAAAAAUUGAUAUGAGCAAUGUUUUAAAUGUUCAAACUUCCACGUGGAUUUUUAGCGCCAAAAAACUUGAUUUUCUACUGUGGUUUCUAUUUUUGUAGAUAGUUCCCAACAACUCAAUAAUAUUUCAUAAAAAUAAGCAUUAUUUUUGAAACAGUGAAUUUUUUUGAAACGUUUUUUUGUGAAUUAUUUAUGAGCAUAAUCUUCCAGCAAAAAAAUUAGCCAAAAGUUUUCUUAUAAAAAUUUCUUGAAACAGUAAUUUUUUUCGAAUAAAAUAAUUUACUGUUUCAAAAUUUCUAUUAAAAAAUGUGGCUAAAUUAAUUUUCAGUAGACUAUUGAAGGAAAAUUCACUGUUUCAGAAAUAUUUUGAGACAAUAUUCAAACUUGAUAAAGUGCUGUCUUCUCCAUAGAUUCGAAAAAUUUCAAAUUUAUGAAAUCCAAAUAUAUUUUCCAGAAAGGAAUCAGGGAAGCCAGAAACCUUGGGAAAUUCUUCCGAAACUAUUACAAAUCCAGCGGAUUCUUGCAAGAAUUCAACAAAGAUCAAAUCUAUAUUCAAUCAAGUAACACUGAAAGAACAAUUAUGACAGCUCAAGCAUUUUCAGCCGGUUGUUUUCCACCAACUGGAAAUUCGAUUUGGGAUAACUCAUCUCUUUCUUCCUGGCAACCAACACCAAUUCACACAAGUCGACCUGGUUCAGAUCCUCUUCUAAACAAUAAUAUCAAAUGUCCAAACUACAGAAAAAUUCAUAAAAAAGAGAAAAGGAUCGUAGCUCGAAAAAUCGAUGAAGAAUAUGCAGAGCUCUUCAAAAUGCUCCAAAUUUAUACUGGAAAAAAAUCUGAAAUUCGUUAUGGAAAUGUGGAUAAUUUGUAUAGUAUUCAACGGGAGAUUUAUCAUAAAAUGAAGCAGCCAAAAUGGGUUUUUGAGUUGUGGAAAAAUAAAACAAUUAUAGAACAUUUGAUUGAGCUCAAGAGAAUUACAAUGAAUCAAUAUUAUAAUUCGAAAGAGAAGGCGAAAUUAAAAGGAGGAUUUUUGGUGAAUAAAUUGAUUCAGAAUAUGUUAGACUAUAAUUCAAAUUUGUCAACUAUAAAUACAUAUUUAUAUUCUUCACAUGAUACAACACUUAAUGUACUUGGAUAUGCUUUGAAUGUUUCUGAUCAUCAACUUGUUCAUUAUGUUGCCACUUAUAUUUUAGAACUUUAUGAUGAUGAUACUGUACAGGUUUGAGUUAAAAUUAUCUUAUAAUUGAAAUUUGCGUGAAAAUGAGGCUAAAUAUGGCAAAAGUUACACUAACUUCCAAAAAAUUUUUGAAUUUUCAGAUUUUAUAUCGAAACUCGAAUGCAAAUCCACAUUCUUUGAUUAUUCCUGGAUGUGAACAAUUCUGUCCAUUGGAUAAAUUUGUGAAAUUAUUGGAGAAUGUUAGAGUAAAAUCAUUGAAGGAAUUAUUUGCGAUUUGUGGAAUUUAA